GGGUGACCGGUGCCCGAGACGGACGGAAGCUGAUUGGCUGCUGCCGGCUGCCUCGCUGGUGGUGUGAUUCUGCAAAUCAUUUCCUUUUGGGGAGAGUGUCGCGAUGGAGGCUUCCGUCUUCCUUGUUGCUGUGAUGCUGGCGCUCGCGGAGGCCCAGGUCGACCUCCUGCCGGCCAGUUACCUGAAGCACGUGCGCCCGAAGACGCCAGAUGGCUCGCCCUUGCGGGUGGGCGUCAGCUGGCACGUCAGCCGCAUCCACCAGGUCGACGUCGACGCCAUGACAGUGCAGCUCUCCGUGCGUCCGGGCGUGGCGUGGGUGGACCCGCGGCUCAACUACACGGGCGAGGACCACAGGGACGACCACGCCCACCUCCUGCCGCUCACCCUCGAGUUCCUGGAGCACGCGUGGAAGCCCGACCUGUUCUUCCUGGACAUGAGGGACGUCAGGAAGUUCGAGAUGAUCGACGAGGUGGCCGGCCUCUGGCUCCUGAGGAACCUCACGCUCUACCUCUCCUUCCUGGCGAUGGUGACCGUGGACUGCCCGAUGCGGUUCCACGCCUACCCGUUCGACGUCCAGAACUGCUCCCUGGCCAUGACAUCCUACGAAUACAACCGAGAGGAGGUAUCUCUGUUCUGGCUGCCCGAGGGCGUCAGCUCGUCGCACCAGCUGACUGACCAGCUGCCCGGCUACGACCUGCGCCUGCUGCCCGCAGUCGUCACCACCCACAGCUGGUGCCAAGACUGCUUCCUGGAGCCGGCCUCGGCCCUGCAGAGCGGCUUCAUUCUGUCGCGCAGGUUCAGCGCCCACCUGCUCAACGCCUACGUUCCUUCGGGUCUGUUCGUGGUCGUGGCCUGGGCGUCGUUCUUCUGGCCGCCCGAGGUCGUUCCGGGUCGCACGGUGCUGGUCGUCACGUCGCUGCUCACCGUCGUGUCCAUGUACACCGGCGUCAGGGCCACCAGCCCACACACGGACUACUUGAAGGCGAUCGACAUCUGGUUCUUCAUGUGCAUCCUCUUCAACGUGCUCGUCUUGCUUCAGUUCGGAACGGUGAUCACCCUCAGGCGGUGCCAGGAGAAGGCGAAGAGCGCCGUCGUCGCGCCUGCUCCCAAGGUAAUGGCUUUGCUGUCCGACGUCGCUCCGGGCGGCGCCCCUCACCGCCUGACGCCCGACCUGACGCAAGUGAAGAAGCUGCAGCGCUGGGAGUACCACUUCGAGCUCGCCUCCAAGGUCCUCUUCCCCGUCGCCUUCGUCGUGUUCAACCUGGUGUACUGGGGGCGCUUCCUCUCGCACAGGGAGUGGCACUGAGGCCCUGGCCAGGCUGGCUCGCAGAUGCGCGCACGCACGCGGAGGCGGGCGGGUCGCGCGCAACCUAUUUGCUCAAGUACCUGCACGUUUUCAAAAUGCUAACACUUUUCCUGCUUCAUGAAUAUAUAUAUAUAUAUAUAUAUAUAUAUAUAUAUAUAUAUAUAUAUAUAUUAUAUA
This is a messenger RNA of Penaeus vannamei (Pacific white shrimp), 1483 nucleotides long. Lineage: Eukaryota; Metazoa; Arthropoda; Malacostraca; Decapoda; Penaeidae. The record is from RefSeq and is a predicted model, not a curated record.